AUGCGGUCUCUAUCACCAGCGCUCGCUUCCCUUGCGAAUGUCUUCCGGAUUCCCAUGUCGCUGGCGCCUGUGCGCCCUUCGGUCACCCGUGCCUGCCAAGAGACCCUGACCCGACGAGCAACACAACCAGGCCCGGUCACCGCAGCCGUGCAAUCCGCCCCAUUCUCAUCGACAAGCUCAAUGGCCAAGCGUGCAGGCCGCCCUGGAACAGACAAGCGAAUCACCCUUAUUCGCUACUUCCUCCACCACCCCCUCACCCCACGUCCCCUCCGCUUCUCCCGUAAUCGUUUCCUGCGUCACUGGACUAUCCACCGUACCUGGCAACUCUUCCAGGCGAAGCAGCGUCAAAACCACGAACUCGAGCUGCAGCGUCAGUACCAGAGCAUGCAGGCUGCGUGUGAGGAGCUGCGGACUGGUGCCGGUGAUGGUGGCAGGCUGUUCCGGAAAUCGAUGAACAAGAAGGGUAUCUUCAAUGAUAUGUUCCCUAUCGAGUACGGACGUAUGCAGACCGACUACCCCCCUGCUGAAGGGUGGAACCAUGAGUGGAAGCGGCCAUCGAAGAAAUAG
Penicillium longicatenatum is the source of this 567-nucleotide messenger RNA. Its product is annotated as mitochondrial 54S ribosomal protein mL40. Lineage: Eukaryota; Fungi; Ascomycota; Eurotiomycetes; Eurotiales; Aspergillaceae. Gene Ontology annotation, molecular function: structural constituent of ribosome. Bases 1 to 567 code for a protein of 188 amino acids. The record is from RefSeq and is a predicted model, not a curated record. Gene Ontology annotation, biological process: mitochondrial translation. The transcript has 2 exons.